This is a messenger RNA of Caenorhabditis angaria, 4837 nucleotides long. NCBI's taxonomy places the organism in Eukaryota, Metazoa, Nematoda, Chromadorea, Rhabditida, Rhabditidae. The record is from the annotation of a GenBank genome assembly.
AUGUUGACACCCACUACGAUAAAUGGCUCAAUCAGAUCGUCGAGUUUUGGUGAGUCGGAGCAACCGGAUGAGGAGGAGAAUGACACUUUUUUGUUGGGAAUGGUGACUGGUGAUGGAAUUGGAAAGGUAAGUAUUGUGCGCUCUAUUGAUAACUGUAAAAGUUUAGCGAAAAAAAUAGCUUUGUUACUUUUCCGAAGUAUCAAAUGCGCUCCAUUGAUAAAUUGAUCGUUUUUACUGGAUAUUCGAAUUGUUGUGAAAAUUAGCCUGAUGUCCGCAUAUGCGCUCUAUUGAUAACAUUUUUCAUUUUGUCAAAAAUCACCGAUUUUUACUGGUAAAGUAGAAAAUGCGCUCUAUCGUUAACUUGGUAGUUUUUAUGCUAAUUCAAAUUUUUAUGGAAUAUUUGUGGAAUUUUGUAGGAGUUUAGCAAGCAAGUGUGCUCUAUUGAUAUCUGGGUUUUGUUAUUCAAUUUUUCAAAAAAUCAGCGAUUUUCACUGGAGAAGUGGAAAAUGCGCUUCAUUGAUAAAAAUUCAUCAAGAAAAAGAUUUUUGAGAAAAUCUCGCAAGUUCGCUCCAUUGAUAAACUUGUUUAUUAUUUGGUUUUUUGAAAAUUAAUUUUUUUCUGAAGCAAAAUGAGCAAGGCGUGGCCUAGAAAACAUUGUAAAGCUAGUCCGUGGCCUAGAAACCCCUGAAUCACUACUCCGUGGCCUAGAAAAUCCUAGUCCCUACCCUCCCCCAAAAGUCCAAAAGUUUUCCUGCUUUUCCUGCUUUGCUGUGUUCCAAAAAAUGUCAUGAUUAUUUUCAAAAAUCGGCAGCAAAAAGAGGCUGGAAAAGUGUAUAUAGCCAUUUCCGAUUUUUCGCCCCGCGCUGACUGAAAAUUGGCUUUCCGAAAUCUAAUUAUCUCCCCUGAUAUUUCAAAAAUAUCUAUAUCUAUAUAUAUUUUUUCAUAUCAAUUUUUAUCCGUUCAAAAAAAUUUUUUGGAGCCCGGAAAAAAAAACAAAACAUAUUUUUGUAUCUAGCUGAAAUUUUAUGACGUAAGGAAAUUUUGUGGGAAAAGUCAUAAAAAACUUCAUUUUUUAGUGCAUUGCGCAUUGAUUUUUUGACGACAGCUGGAUUUUUUUUUUCUGAAGUUUGAAAAAAAAUUGUUUCAGAAUUUUUAGACUAUGGAUUGCACACUUCGACCGCUGGUUUUUGUGCAGGAGGUAAAUUUCCAACUUGGGUUUCUAGGCUACGGACUAGGGUUUCACCCAAAAAAAAAUCGCUGAUCUCUCCGCAAAAAAAUUGCACAAAAUUAUUAUAAAUAAUUACAGCGUGAGAAAUUUUUUCCGCGCGCAAUUUUCUUCCUCUCAACUUUCAGAAAUAGCUAUGGAUAUUCUUGAGAUGGCGCAAGUAAGUUCCAAAAAUUUUCGAAAAAUCAGCGAAGCCCAAAAAACACGAAAACAAAAAUAGAUGAAAAUAAUCUUAUCUUUUUUUCCUCAUUCGAUUUUCGCGGCGGUUUUUUUCGUAGAAAAAUGAUAAUUUUUUGAUUUUUCUAACCUAAUUCAUAAAUCAAAGUUUUUUCUAAGAAAUGUAUCAAAUUUUGGAUCGAAGAAGUAGUUUGACUAUCGGAACUUGGGAAAUUAGGGAUAUUUUGUACUCUUCGACGAUAAAAUCGAAAGUUUUUAAAACUCAGGAGGAGGUGGGUGCUAUCAGGGCCUAGGAAACCAAAUUUUAAAAACUAGUCCGCGGCCUAGAAGUAUACUUCUUCUAUUUAGGUUCUCUAGACGCGGCUCCUUAACUCAGAGGUUCUGUAGGCGUGGCUGCUUGACACAUGAGUUCUAAAGGCGUCCCUGACUUGCCCGCGGCCUAGAAAGAACCGUGGAAAACUAGUCCACGAGCUAGGAUUUAGAAUUCAAUUCACUUUCCAUUCCAGCCCAUUUUUUGUCAAAAUUUUUUUAAUUUACAAAACAAAAGUGCGCGAGAUAAAAAAGCACAUAUAAUGUGAAAAAUAGAAAAAAAACAUCAACAAAGAAUAGGUGGGGGGAGAAGCCAUUUUCCCCCCUGAUUAUUUUUUUCAUUUGCUCGCGCAUUGUGUUUUUUUCUUCGUUUAUCAGUGAAUAGGAUUAAAGAGUCACUCAGCCAUCUUCAAUCUUUCUUAUCUCAUUUAUACAUAUAUUCCAACAUUUGUUGCUGAAAAUCGGCCGGCUGAAAAUAAUGAAUGUUGAGAUUCCGAUUUGUUCGGAAUCUGAGAGCGAGGUUUCGACGACGGCGAGAAUUUUGGUUGGUUUUCUAGGCCGUGGACUAGGGUUCAGGUAGUUUGUAGAUGGUGAACUAGAAAAGGUUGAACAGGUUUUCUAGGCCACAGCCUAGGUCUAGGCUGUGGGAGAGUGUUCACGCGAUUUCUAGGCUGCGGACUAGUUCCCUCGUGUUUUCUAGGCCACGCACUGGGUUUUUUCCCAGACCUCAUCGUCAGACAAUUUUUGGUUGCGCAAAAAUCGCCCACUUUUUUUCUCGCCAGCCAAAAAAAUGAACAUGGGAAAAUUAUAGGGUUUCUCCCCCUUACACACUUUUCCUAUGAGUGCAAUUGAUUUUCUUUAAUAAGUUCACACAUUUUUUCCAAGCAAGCAAGCUUUAUCCCAAACUCUACUCACAAAAUACAAUUUAAACAAAAAUUUGCAGAUGUUCAAUGCGCGCUACCGUAACAUCAAAGAGAAAAAGGCGGCGAAAAUGACGUGGCGCGCAAUGAUCUACAAUUGUCUCGAACGACCCACCGGCUGGAAGUGUUUUCUCUACCAUUUCAGCGUAUUUCUAAUCGUCCUGAUUUGCCUGAUCCUAUCAGUUCUAUCAACCGUCGAAGAGCACUCGUAUUUCGCCGCCGAAGUUUUGUACAUUUUGGAGAUUUUUCUCGUCUUCUUUUUUGCUAUUGAAUAUGUGAUUAGGUUGUGGAGUGCGGGAUGUCGAUCGAAGUAUAUUGGUUUUUGGGGGAGACUGAAGUUUGCGAGGAAACCGAUUAGUUUUAUUGGUGAGUGCAAUCAGUUUUUUUGAAACGUAUAUUUUUUGGGUUUGAAAAUACAUAUGUGGAAGAGGAGAUAGUCGGUUUCCUAGGCCAUGAACCAGAUUUUGAACUUAUGUUAGUCUAGAAGUAUGACACAGUCUAGAAUUUCCAGACCUCUGCGUCGUUGUCGCCAGCAUCACCGUAAUCCUCGUCGGUUCCGAAGGUCAAGUGUUCGCCACCAGUGCCAUCCGCGGUGUUCGCUUCCUUCAGAUCCUUCGAAUGCUCCACGUGGAUCGUCAAGGUGGCACGUGGCGUCUUCUCGGAUCUGUCGUCUUCAUCCAUCGACAGGAGCUGAUCACCACUCUGUAUAUCGGUUUUCUGGGCCUCAUUUUCAGCUCGUAUUUUGUGUAUUUGGCGGAAAAGGAUUAUGUGUCACCGACGGGGCAGCAAGCAUUCACGAGUUAUGCUGAUGCACUUUGGUGGGGUGUGGUGAGUUAAUCAAUUUAUUACUAAUUUUUGAAGUGAAGUUCAUACAAUUAUUCUGAAACGUAUUUCUCACCAGAUAACAAUGACAACAAUCGGGUAUGGUGAUGUGGUGCCCCAAACAUGGACGGGUCGAAUAGUUGCAUCGUGUUUCUCGAUUUUUGCCAUCAGCUUCUUCGCUCUUCCCGCCGGAAUCCUCGGCUCAGGAUUCGCUCUCAAAGUCCAACAAAAACAACGGCAAAAACAUUUCAAUCGACAGAUUCCCGCCGCUGCGACUUUGAUUCAAUGCCUUUGGCGAUGUCAUGCGGCAGAGAAGCGGAUAUCUGCCACGUGGAAUGCGCACAUCGAUCCGCUUGCUCAUGAGACAAGGGAGACUCGGCGAGGCAAUGGACACGUGGAGGCGCAUAAGAAGUUGUCGGAUGAUGGAUGUGUGAAUCGGAAGAGGCAGUUGUUCAAGAAACAGUGAGUGGAGAGGAAUUUCUGAGUUCUACCAAAUCUAGGGAUCCCUAAAUUUUCAGAUCCUCCCUGGUCAAUACCUUCAAACGAAAUCGAUCUACUGGUGGUGAUGUGGAACUCGGAGAUCUCCACCAAGAACGUCUCCUGCGUCAAGAACGCGUCGGCUCGGACACCGAUGACGAGCGCCUCCAACGCAACUUCACUGAGACAGGUUAUGAUACAACGGAAGAGCCACCCACCCCCACCAACCGACCCAUUGCUCAUAUUUGCGAUUUGACCGAGGCGCACCGGAAUUCGAUUCGAGCGCUAAGGAAAAUUAAGUAUUUUGUGGCUCGCAGGAAAUUCCAACAGGCUCGAAAACCGUAUGAUGUUCGAGAUGUUAUUGAGCAAUACUCGCAGGGACAUUUGAAUAUGAUGGUUAGGAUCAAGGAAUUGCAGAGGAGGUAUUUCUAGAUUGAGAAGGCUCAAGGGAUCCAACAUCUACAUAAAUUAUUUUCAGGCUUGAUCAAACUCUGGGUAAACCUGGACAAUAUGAUGGGAAAGGUUCGAGAAAGGGGCAUCCGGUGACAAUUGGCUCGAGGUUGUCUAGAUUGGAGAUGCAGGUAUUUUCAUUUUUUAUCCAGCAAGAAAGACACUUUAUUUACGCCACGUAUUUCAGAUGACAUCUCUUGACAAAAAAGUCGACUCGAGUGCUCGCACCCUCCAGGCACUCUACCGCCUUCUGUCAGAUCGCAGCAACUCGCUGACAAUCUCACCCUCUCCGCCAGCAAUCAUGAGUCGACCGCAUUCACCGCGCGGCGAGCUGCUUUCCGCCGGAGCAUCUCGCGAUCAACUAUCGCCUACUAGUAUUUCAAGUUUUCAACAAAGAUCACCGUCGCCUUCGCCAACACCAAGCUAUUUGACGUUGGAUAAUUCGACGUGGAAUUAG